UGUUUGGUACACGCUUAUUUACGAAACUCAAACGCGAGUGUCUUGGGACUCGUGUUCAUGUACCUACACUGUAAGCAAUGUUUUCGGAGUGGAGUCCAGUUGCCUACCAGCAAUUUUCGAAGUUCUCGUGGCUCAUAGGAUCGCUUCUGCUGACGUGAAAUACCUAGGAGACAUGAAUUAACCAAGGAGCUUCUUGAAUUAACCGACAUAAGAAUCAACCUUUUGUGUAUAGUCGGGAGGAUGAAAGUCGCCGUGAGCCGCCGGCCGCUGAUCUGCUGUAUGCUCCUGCUCGUCGUCGUGUAUUUCACGGGCCUGAACUGCAUCUACAACCAGACAGGACUCUUGAGAUAUGGCGAAUCUGACGACUGCUCUUUAUUCACGAAGGGAGAUUGUGUACAGUGUGACUGCGACGAGCCACAGGCUAGCGAUUUAGAAUCACCUACAAGGACCACACAACGAAGUGGUGGUCCUAAAGGCGUAAUUGUCCAUGAUUCUGCAGCUGAGAAUGAGAGGCAAUGGCAACCGUGUCAAACAGAAGAGAAGGGCGAGGGGAAAAUCCACUGGCGAGACGAGAAACCCGUCCUUGUGUACGAGCAGGACGGAAAAACAAAGAACAGAACGUGGUCGACAUCGCUGGCGAUGGUGACAGAGUCGUACAACCUGAUGGGUGUGAAGCAGGCGUUCCGACGUCCCUGGUCACAAAAUAAGGAAAAUCUGCAUAGAUUCAGGAGACAUAUAACAAAUUGUUGUGACGCACAAAAGGGGAUGAUUCUAACCAAGGAGAACGGAGUCAUGGAGUACGACUACGACUUCCCCAAGUUCAUUGAUAACGAGCUGAAGUUGAGGCUCAGUGAGCAGUUCUACGACACGUUUCCACAGAAAAGUCCGAUUCCCGAGAAAAGAUACGGCCGUUGCGCCGUGGUGGGCAAUGGUGGGAUCCUGGAGGGAAGCAGAUGUGGGAAGGAGAUUGACAGCUACGAUUUUGUCUUCAGAAUGAACCUACCUCCGCUCGGUAAAAAGCCGACCUAUGACAGAAAUGUUGGAGUCAAAGUGAACCUGACCAGCACCACUACCGCUAUGAUUCGCAAAUACAAGACGGUCCUGCAGGAACCAGAGAUGCUGGACAAAUUCCUGAAUGAAACUUCCAUGUUCAGAGGGCUUCUGGUCAUCAAACGACCGUUCGAUUACGUGGUUGCCCUUCAAAAGAAAUUAGAGAAAAAUUCGACACAGUUGAAGAUUGUUUAUCAGAACCCGGUUCACUACCUGGAUGUCAGCUGGUUCUGGAGUAAACAAGGCCUUCCGGGCGUCAUAAGUACAGGACUGUAUCAGGUGACUAACGCCAUCAUGCUGUGUGACGAGGUGACCUUGUAUGGCUUCUGGCCUUUUCCUAUUGACGAGAGAGGAGCAAAGGUUGGCUUCCACUACCACGCGGCGCCCAUCUUCAUCGGCCCUGCUGCCGGGACGGAGUCUGCGUACGACAUGGGCCGGGAGUUCAUGAUGCUCAGGAAACUGCACACCAUGGGGGUGGUCAGGGUCGUCUUGGACAGAUGCGAGGAAUGAUACAGUACCUCCGGGCCGAACCUGUCACACAUUCACGAAAUGAAACAUUCGUGAGGCGUUCGAGAGGUUCGAUCAUAGUUGGCUGGUUUUCGACCGUAAGUCAGCUAUACACCUGCCAACCACCCUGGAGUAAGUCAGCAGUGUUCGGGGCGUGUUCAGGGAUCAAAUUUGGCUCCAAUUUUACUCAAUUUCAUUUUGAUUCAUACACGAAAGGUAGG
This is a messenger RNA of Branchiostoma belcheri (Belcher's lancelet), 1778 nucleotides long. RefSeq names its product alpha-N-acetylneuraminide alpha-2,8-sialyltransferase-like. The coding region runs from base 241 to 1560 and encodes 439 amino acids. Gene Ontology annotation, molecular function: alpha-N-acetylneuraminate alpha-2,8-sialyltransferase activity. The record is from RefSeq and is a predicted model, not a curated record. NCBI's taxonomy places the organism in Eukaryota, Metazoa, Chordata, Leptocardii, Amphioxiformes, Branchiostomatidae. Gene Ontology annotation, biological process: N-glycan processing; oligosaccharide metabolic process. The transcript has 9 exons.